This is a messenger RNA of Hylaeus anthracinus, 2551 nucleotides long. RefSeq names its product protein big brother-like. Gene Ontology annotation, biological process: regulation of transcription by RNA polymerase II. The record is from RefSeq and is a predicted model, not a curated record. The coding region runs from base 235 to 993 and encodes 252 amino acids. Gene Ontology annotation, cellular component: nucleus; core-binding factor complex. Lineage: Eukaryota; Metazoa; Arthropoda; Insecta; Hymenoptera; Colletidae. Gene Ontology annotation, molecular function: sequence-specific DNA binding; transcription coactivator activity. The transcript is spliced from 3 exons.
CACUGAGACGCCGUUGGGCGCAGUCGAAUGCGCGGUAUUCGCGAACGAGUCCUUAGCAGAUCUGCUUCGAUAGCUUGUGACACGUUGAUAUCCGUGCAAUCGACUCGAUAUUCGGUUUAUCGAGUGCUCUUUGUUCGGAUUCUCGAUCGGUUGGUCUCCGUUUGACUGGAGAUUUCGUUGAUUAUCGUUGUCAAGGGAUCUUUUGGACAUUGUUGAUCAAGCAAAGUUAUCGAGAUGAUGCACACGAUGAGUGAACAUACCGGAGGGCCCGGAGGGCUGGGAGUGAGCAUGCUGCCCUUCGAUGGUGUGGGCCUGUACGAACAACCGAGGCCCAGGUUCAUCUUCAAGGUGCCGAAAGUGGUCCCCGAUCAGAAGGACAAGUUUGGCAGCGACGAACUCUUCAGGCGACUCUGUCGCGAGAGCGAGGUCAGAUACACCGGUUACAGAGACAGGCCGGUGGAGGAACGUCGAGUGCGCUUUCAAAAUGGCUGUCGAGAGGGUCACACAGAGAUCGCGUUUACGGCGACGGGUACGAAUCUUCAGCUCGUUUUUGGUAACGCGUCUGGAAACUACGCAGUGGACUCCAGCGACUGCGAUUUCGAGAAGGACUGUGGCAAGGUGCACCUGAGGUCCCAGCUGAUAAUGAACGGAGUGUGCGUGCUGUGGCGCGGAUGGAUCGACCUGGAGAGACUGGACGGUGUCGGUUGCCUGGAGUUCGACGAGAAACGGGCCGCUGAAGAGGACGCUGUGCUUCGCGAUCAGCUGGAGCGUUACAGCCAGCGAGUGCGCGAGUUCGACGAGAAACAGAGGGCGUACAGAAACGUAGCCGCGCAGCCACCGCACCUGAAUCACCAUCAUCAUCAUCACCAUCACCACCACGGGCACCACGGGCAUCACGUGACGGGAACUGGCACGGGAACGACCAGAGGAAUCGAGCCUCACCUCGCCCACCGACAGGAUCCCGAGUUGGAAGGCGGACUGAGGGCUUACUGAGGCAGCGAGAAGCUCGCCAGCAAGACCUCUUGACUUUUCUCCGAUCCCGGCUCACGUCCUGAUCGCCUUUCAGUGUCCUGGAAGCUGCCAGAAGGUGAGAAUCGCGCGACAUACGCGGCGACGUUGGUUCCCGAGAAGUACAGAUCGUUUGGUAUGUGAUUCGAGGGAUAGGAGAUCUCUGCGAUCAGGAAGUGCGAUGCUAGAGGGGCGUUUGUAAUGUUCUGGAGGGUGGCUUGCGUUUGAGUCUGACGAUUUCGAGUAGACGAAGUACUUUCGUGAGUUUGAAGGCUGGUGGAGGAAAGGUCGGCGACACCACGAGCCGAGACGUUUUAGGAAGCUGCGCGGUCCAAGAUGACUCGACUCGUGUAUGGAUCGAGGUAUCCUAAGUGAGAACUGUUCCACGCGUGAAUCAAGGGGUGUCCGUGUUAAAAAUGUGAGGGAGUAGAAAUCUAGUACUCCCGAGACCUGAGGAAUUAUCGACCGACGCAACGGAAUUUUGUCAACGGAUCGAAGAGUACCUACCUUCAAAGCUAUUAUUCACCUGUAUCGAAUCGAAGGUAACGAUGGUCCUUUGCAAGACACUCUCCCAACGUUGGAGACGUCCUUCUGAAACCGUGAGAUCCCACUCCGAGAGUCCCCACAUCGUGAAGAGUUUUGUAAUCAAUUGAAGAUACGCGUAAAGGUCCCUCGAACAAGAUCAAGGACCGGUAGAUUGACCGAAUGGCGUUAAUCCCUCUCAUAGAGCUUGAUCCAGCUAGAUCCUGUCAAUCUUCUGACGAAAGGCGGUCAAUGCGUCCGAAAGAUCGAUCGAAUCGAUGCAACGCGAAGUCACACGGUUAACAUCGGUGGUUCAAACGUUUGGAUCCGAGGUGAACUCUCCAAAGUAUACAAGGAAUCUGUAUACUGCACCGUCGAACUGUCUUUGAAGUUUGAGAACGUCGCAGUGAGCAUCGUCGCAACAACGCCGAAUUUCUAUGUACAAUUGUAACGAUGAUAAGGCACGCUAGUCGCGUAAGGUUUUGACAGCGUUUAUGGAUUCUUCCCUACGAAUCCUUGGGGAUUCCAUCAACGGCGACGCUCCGUUCGAACGGACAGAGAGGAGACAACCCUGCAAUUGUUUUUUUUUUUAUACGCGACGUUACGGAGAACCUUAACGAAGCGUUUCGUUUUCUCUUUUUCUCUGGUGGACGAAGAGAGUAUGUAUCGUUAGGGGAACAAAUAUAGCGAUUUUACGCGAGUUUACAGCCUCGCGUAAAGUGAUACCGUUUCACUUCACUUCGUGGAAGUGUUGCGAGUCACUUACGCGAUUAAGUAGAUCGUCAUAUUUGUUCCAUUAACUAUACUAUUAGGUAUAAGGAAUGUAUCGUUAGUCAAACGGUAUCACGUCGCAGCAACGAAUCUGUAGGAUGACUCGAUCGAAAGAAAGCUCACCAUUUGUGGUUCGGAAUGGAUACCAAGAUUGCGUGUGCCUCGUCGCGCCGUGCAACGGAACUUACGAAUUGAUGAAAUUGCUUACGAGUGUGUUCUACGAGUAUUAAAUAUGCAACAUUUGUUGUUC